AGUAUGUGACAUUUUGACAUUUAUCAAACAAGAACUUGUAUUGUGAUUGCGAAGUGUUUCACGAUUUUUUUCAAAUUUGCAUUUGCUUUAAUAAUUGUGUUCGACGAUCGUGAUUAACUUCUAACAUGGCACUCAGGAUCUCAAAGCUAACCAGGCAGUUGUAUGCAAACAAACAAAACCUUUUCAGAUAUUACACAACAUCCACACCGCGACAAACAGACUUAGAUACAGGAAAAGCCAGUGCUGGAGGUUCCACCGUUAACAUUCCUUCGAAUGAUAUCGUUACCAAAUUGCCACCAUUAUCGGAUCCCCUGCCGAAUCUUCCACCAGUGACAUACGCAGUUGCCAAACCAGAAUAUAAUCAAACGCAAGUGACAACACUUCCAAAUGGACUGAAAGUCGCAUCGGAAAAUCGAUUUGGUCAAUUCUGUACGGUCGGUGUUGUCAUUAAUUCCGGUCCGCGUUAUGAAGUCGCCUAUCCAAGUGGAAUUUCACAUUUUCUUGAGAAAUUGGCCUUUAAUUCUACCCAAGCGUACGCGGACAAAGACAAUAUUUUAAGAGAACUGGAGCAACAUGGUGGCAUCUGUGACUGUCAGAGUUCACGAGAUACGUUCGUGUAUGCAGCGAGUGUUGACAGCCGUGGCUUAGAAGCCGUGACUCGGGUAUUAUCCGAAGUAGUCCUGAGACCGCAGUUACAAGAUUUCGAGGUGGAUUUAGCACGACAAGCCAUUUUAUUUGAAUUAGAAUCACUGAAUAUGCGACCAGAACAAGAGCCGCUGUUGAUGGAUAUGAUUCAUGCAGCUGCAUAUCACGACAACACUCUUGGAUUACCGAAACUUUGUCCCGAAGAAAACGGAACAAGGAUCAGUCGUCAGACGUUGUUAACCUACUUGAAACAUCAUCAUACACCGGAAAGAAUGGUUGUGGCUGGCGUUGGAGUCAAUCACGAUGAAUUAGUGAAAAAUGUCGAGAAAUAUUUCUUGCCCAACACUGCGACCUGGAAUGUCGAAACAAUUUUACAGAAAGGAGCUGAUUCCGUUGACACUUCGAUAGCUCAGUAUACUGGCGGUGCUAUUACUGAAGAGUGUGAGAUACCGAUUUAUGCAGCGGCUGGACUUCCCGAAUUAGCUCAUGUUGUUAUUGGUCUCGAGGGCUGUUCUCAUCAGGACAAUGACUUUAUUUCCGCUUGCGUUCUUAACAUUAUGAUGGGAGGAGGUGGAUCAUUUUCUGCCGGUGGUCCUGGCAAAGGAAUGUACACAAGACUGUACACAAAUGUAUUAAAUCGAUACCACUGGAUGUACAGCGCAACAGCCUACAAUCAUGCAUACAACGAUUCCGGUCUAUUUUGCAUUCACGCCAGCGCACCACCAAACCAUGUCCGUGGAAUGGUAGAAGUUAUCACAAAGGAAUUGGUCACAAUGGCAACAAAACCGGGCGAUCAGGAGUUACGUCGAGCCAAAACACAAUUGCAAUCGAUGCUGUUAAUGAAUUUGGAAGCACGUCCGGUUGUUUUCGAAGAUGUUGGAAGACAGGUACUUGCGACGGGAAGUCGAAAGCGUCCCGAGCAUUUUAUCAAAGAAAUCGAAGCCAUCCAAGCUGACGAUAUUCAACGUGUGGCCAGACGAUUUUUGUCGUCUCCACCAUCGGUGGCUGCUCGUGGAAAUAUUGAAGGAUUACCGGAAAUUAAAGACAUUCAACUUGGUUUGGUUAGCUCCGAUGGUCGGUUACCGAGCAUCAAACGACUGUCUUUGUUCAGAUAAAAUUCAAUUGUGAUGUAAAAAUAAAAAUGUAGAGUUGCGUGCGUAA
Molecule: messenger RNA, 1806 nt
Organism: Bradysia coprophila
Lineage: Eukaryota; Metazoa; Arthropoda; Insecta; Diptera; Sciaridae
Product: mitochondrial-processing peptidase subunit alpha
Cellular component (GO): mitochondrion
Molecular function (GO): metalloendopeptidase activity; metal ion binding
Source: RefSeq, a predicted model, not a curated record